AUGACGGUCUCACCGCCAGCGUCGCCGACGGGUCUUCCCCCGCGACCCAUCAGCGCGGUAAUGCGCACGCCGCGCAGCAACAGUCGCAUGAGCAUGAGUAGUAGACAUGGUGGAAGCCGAGCGUCAGAUGAGGAUGGCAAGACAGCGGUCAAAGUCGCCGUUCGUGUGCGACCGCCCCUGAGGCCGACCGACCCCGGUUAUGAGUUGAUCCCGCAGCGAUUUCAGCGCUCGAUGGUUCAUGUCACCGCCCCGACGAGUCUCGCCGUCGAUGUCCCCCAAGGCCGCAAAUUGUUUGUGUUCGAUCGCGUCUUCCCCGAGACCGUGGAUCAGGAUGGGAUCUGGGACUACCUCGAUGACAGCGUCAGCUCUUUUUUGCAGGGGUACAAUGUCUCCCUGUUGGCAUACGGCCAGUCCGGUGCUGGAAAGUCGUACACAAUGGGCACAUCGGGACCGCAUGAGCAAAAUGAUGGGGAGGCCAUGGGUAUCAUUCCCCGUGCGGCACAGGUCUUGUUCGAUCAGUUGGACGGACCCUCCAAACACAAUCGCAAUGGCUCUAGCUCGACGGGCCUUCGCACCCCGCAGCGAUAUUCAAUGAGCUCGGCGUCGAGCUUCGGCAAGUUGAACCUGGAAAAGAGCUGGCAACUCAAGGCUACCUAUGUCGAGAUCUACAAUGAACAACUCAGAGACCUGCUGCUUCCCGAUUCGACUCCUACGAGCGAUCGCAGCUCCGUAACAAUCCGCGAAGAUGCCAAAGGCCGCAUCAUCCUCACGGGUCUGCACCAAGUCAACAUCAAUUCCUUCGAGGAUCUCAUAGGCGCGCUGAACUUUGGCUCUGCGAUCCGUCAGACCGACUCGACCGCCAUCAACGCCAAGUCAUCCCGUUCGCACGCUGUCUUUAGCUUGAAUCUCGUCCAGCGCAAGUCGCCAUCGCACCAGAACAGUUCCCCCAAGGAGAAGCGCAUGUCGAUGCCGGUUGACUCGUAUCCCAGUGCCGACUCGGUCACGGUCGAUAGCAAGCUCCACUUUGUGGAUUUGGCAGGUAGCGAACGUCUGAAGAACACGGGUGCCUCUGGUGAACGCGCCCGUGAAGGUAUCUCUAUUAACGCGGGUCUGGCGGCGCUUGGCAAGGUUAUCUCGCAGCUCUCUUCGCGCCAGUCUGGUUCGCAUGUGUCGUACCGCGACUCCAAGCUCACCCGUUUGCUCCAAGACUCUCUGGGUGGUAAUGCCAUCACCUACAUGAUUGCUUGCGUUACCCCGGCUGAGUUCCAUUUGAGUGAAACCCUGAACACCGUCCAAUAUGCCCAGCGUGCCAGAGCCAUCCAAAGCAAGCCCCGCAUCCAACAAGUUGCCGAUGACGGUGACAAGCAGGCUCUGAUUGACCGCCUCAAGGCUGAGGUGGCCUUCUUGCGCCAGCAAAUCCGCAAUGCCGAGGGAUCUGAGCGACGAGAGGUGGGAUCCGCGGAACGAACGGAGCGCAAGAACGAGCGCGAGAUGCAUUUGCAGAACCAGCUUCUCGAUGCCCAGGAGAGCUACAAUGCUCUCAGUCAACGUCACACUAAGCUGAUUUCGCAUCUCGCUAACGACUCGGAGGAGGCUGCCAACGGCGAAACAGACGAAGCUACCUCUGAUGUGAGCAAGAGCUCUAUUGAGAGGAUGCAGCGAUCUCGUUCCUUCGCCGAAUCCGUGGAAAUGGUCGUUCUCGAGUACGAAAAGACUAUUCAGAGCCUGGAAGCUUCACUUUCCGACACGCGUUCGUCUCUCUCCACCACUGAAAGCACUCUCUUGGAACGGGAAACCAAGUGCGCCUACGUCGAGACCGUCAACACCCAGCUCCAGUCGCGUGUUCAAAAGCUGCUAGAUCGGGAGGCCAGCGCAGAGACGUACCUGCAUGAACUUGAAUCCAAGCUAGAUAGUCACUCUACGGGUGAAGAGAAGCAUGCUGCCAUUAUCUCUGAGCUGCGCAAGGAGCUUACGCGCGCCCGCGAAAGUGAAGCCGGCUGUGAGGAAUACAUUUCCACCUUGGAAGAGCGACUUGCCGAGGCCGACCAAGACAUGGAGCUCAUGCAGCGCGAGGUGAUGCGCCUGGAGCACGUCAUCGAGCGUCAGCGAGGUCUCGGAAAGCUGGAUAACCUACUCAAUGAACUUGAUCAUAUCCACCAAAAUGGCAACAAGGAUCAUGAUGGCACUAACGGGGUCGAACCUUCUCCCAAGCAUCUGUCAAUCAAGAGCACGCACUUCUCCCACAAGCACACUCCCUCUCUUGACGUUCUCAGCGAGGCUGUCGAAACAGCUAUUCCCGAAUCCGAUGAAGGAUUGUCUGACCCUACCCUAGACACAGUGGAAGAGCCUGUUGCAGAGCCUGAGCAAACCACUCAAGCUCCCGGCGAAGACUUGAGAGUACUGGAAGAUGUGACUAACCAGCUGGAGGCGCGACGCUCGGAAGCCAUUCGCGAAGACCCAGCUACAAGCCCUGCGCAGUCCAAGUUCGUUGCUGACAAGCUCGAGACCGUGACCCAGGAGCUCUUUGAUCUGCGUUUGCAGCACGAGACAACCAUGGGUGACUAUGAAUCGUUGGAAUCCAAGUAUGAGGAGGCUCUCAAGGCUCUUUCCGAGCUUCGACAGGACAAGGUGGACGAAGCUCGUCACCCCCCCCCCUCGGUGCAGAAUGAAAAUUCGCGCCCAGUCUCUUUUUUAGAGGAUGGAAGCGCUCCGAACUUGAAGUCUGGAGCACAACACUCAUUCUCGCAAUCGCUCUCCUCGGAAUUAUCCUCGGCCGAGGUGCCAGCUGCUUCGCGCGAGCCUUCUGAAGACUCCAAGCUGGAGAACGGAGAAGAGACCGCAACUCCGGUCGUCGCAUCUGCACCUCGGGAAUUGCAGUCCGAUGAUGUUGAAAGCAUGCGCAAGAUGCUUUCCGAACACCAGGAAGGUGCUGACCGUAUGACCCUGAAAUACUCGGAGCUCCAGACUGAGCACGAGGAGAUUCUUGGCCUGGUUGAGAAGCUGAAGGCGGAGGUUCAGCGCGGCAAGUCCAGCUCCCCUACGACUCCUGGCUUCAAGAUGAUCCGCCGCAUGACCAGCCAAAACCUUCUCUCUGGUGUCGAUCGUGCCCACCGGUCCUUUACUGCGCUGCGGACUCUUGCCAAUGAGGAGCUUGCAAGUCGACCAGAAGCUCUGCAGAAUUUUGAAAUCCACCUGGACGCGAGCAUGCAUGAAUUGCAAACCCGUGUGGAGCGCCUCCAAUCCUUAGAGGCUGAGAACCAGAGCGUGAAGAAGGAGAUGGAAACUAAGGCCACUAUCAUCUCCGGCCUCACCAGGGAACGGUCGAGUUUGCAGGGUGCUUCUUCCGUGGACAUGGCCCUGGUCACCCAACUUCGUGACCAAGUCGUGACCCAGGAGAACCAGAUCAGUGAGCUCCGCCAAGCCCAUGAAACCCGGGAGAAGGAGCUUUUGGAUGAGAUCGAGACUCUCAAUGGUCUUCUCAAGUCUCAGGAAAUGGCCACCAGGGCGUUGGAUGCUGGUGCUGAAGAGCAGGACAAGAGAAUUGGCAUGUUAGAGGGCGAACUCACCGAAUGGCAGGGUAAGCACCAGAACGCCAUUGGAUCUCUGCAGUCUUCUGAGAAGCAACUCGCCACUACCCUUGCUGAACUCGAGACCGCCUUGGCCUCCGUGGAGGCGAUGCGCGUAGAGCGCGCUGCUGCAGGCGAUGAUGCCUCUGCGGACAAGGAAGCCGUUGCGCAAGAGCUGGAGAGUGAGCGUGCUAAACAGCAGGAGCUUGUGGACGGCUUGAAGAAGGACAUCGAAGAGCACAAAUCCACUAUUUCCACUCAAUUGGAGACCAUCGCUGGCUUGGAGAAGUCGCACUCCGCCGCCCAAGAGCAGCUGUCCAGUGCCAAGGAAACCGAUAGCAGCGCUGUUGACUCGCACACCUCUCGUAUUGCCGAGCUCGAGCAGGAAAUCUCGACUCACAAAUCGGCAAUUGAUUCGCACAACUCUGGCUUGGAAUCUCUCCGUGACUCUCACAAGCGUGAAUUGGCAGAGUUGGAAGAGCGAACCAGAGCUGCUGUCCAGGCUGACCACGAAUCACGGAUUUCUGAAAAAGAUGCCGAGCGUGAUCGGUCGAUGGCAUCUCUGCAGAAGGAAAUCUCCGAGUCGCGUGAUGAGUUGGUGAAACUGCUUAAGGCAGUUUCAGGACUGCUCAACUCCGACGUCACGGCUGAGACGCUGACGGACCAGAUCCAGGACGUCUUGGCCCAGAAGCAGCAUUUCUCGGACAAAUAUGCCGAGCUGAUGGGUACCAAUAAUGAUCUUCGCAAGCAGCUGGACUCCAAUGGUGACCACGAGCGCCGUCUGGAGGAGCUGACGAAGAAGAACACCGCUCAGGACGCCAAGGUAAACGAGCUGGCUCUCUUGGUUGCCACCCUGGAGGACACUCUUCGCCAGCGGGAUGAGCAGGUCAAGAAGAAGGAAGCUCUGGUAGAGGAAAUUACGUCCGAGAAGGAGAAGAGUGUCCGUUUGGUGGAGGAGCUGGAGGAACAAAUCACCAGCAGCUUCGACCAGCACCACAACCGUCUCUCUGUUAUCCAGCAGGAGCGCGACCAGGCCUUGGAAGACGCCAAGGCUAAGAUCGUCAUUUACGAGAGAGACAUUGAGACUUACCGCGUGCGCAUCGAGCAGCUGGAGCUUCAACUCAAGAACAGCGGAACCCAGGAUGGCUCGCAUGAUCGCAGCAGCUCUCUGACAUCCAACCUCCGCAAGAGCUCUUCUGCAGCCUCUCUCCCAUCUCCACCGCCCGCCAUUCCCCUGCCGCCUCUGCCAAGCAUCGCCUCUGCCACGAACGGCACGAACAGCGUGUCUCCGCCAAGCUCUCGACAUGCUAGCAAGGAGCUGGUGAAUGCCCAGCUUGUCGAGGACCAGGAAGCGCGGAUCCGGACGAUCGAGAAGCACCUGUACGCUGAGAAGCAGCUCACCGCCACCUUGGAAGAGGCCCUUGGCGACCUCGAGGCCCAGAGCAGCAAGGUUAAGACCGACUGCGAGGCCUGGAAGAAGAAGGCCUGGCAAGUUGAAGACGAGCUGUCCACCCUCCGCAAGGAGCGCAACUCCGCUCGUCUCUCUCUCCAGGCUGUCGAGGAGGAGCGGAGUGCCCGGCGCGAAGCCGAGGCUGCGCGGGCUCAGCUGGAAGAGCGGAUGAACGCGCUCAACAAGAAAAAGAAGAAGAGCACACUCAACUGCUUCUAG
Molecule: messenger RNA, 5235 nt
Organism: Penicillium alfredii
Lineage: Eukaryota; Fungi; Ascomycota; Eurotiomycetes; Eurotiales; Aspergillaceae
Exons: 5
Coding region: 1-5235 (1744 amino acids)
Biological process (GO): microtubule-based movement; mitotic spindle organization
Molecular function (GO): microtubule binding; ATP binding; microtubule motor activity
Source: RefSeq, a predicted model, not a curated record